AUGUCGUCCGAUUUGCCGAGCUUCACCAAAGAGCCGCCAAAAACGCGCACCAAACUCCCAAUCUAUAUUAUUACGGCGAUUGUGAUUGCGCUAGCCGUCAUUGUGCUCCUCAUCAAUCUAUUGGCACGGAGUGAUGAGAGUUCGAAUGCGGUCACCCAGAAGCCAAUCACAUUGAAGACGCAGACUCCCAUGAUGACGACGACAGUGACGAUUGCGACGACACAAGCGGCCAGCAGUUCAGAAUCGUCAGAAUCAUCGGAAUCCUCAACGUCGUCCGAUUCAUCAACAGAUCAAGGAGUCGACAAUGAGAAGUCUACUCUGACCCCAAUCCCGUCAUCAACUACGGUUAAUGAGACCCCAAUUGUAACAUCUCCUGCUUCCACAGAAUCUACUACAACCGUCGGCUCCACAGAAUCGUCUCCGACGUCUUCAGCGUCGCCAAUUCCAACAAGCCCCGUGACACCGGCCUGCGAUUCCACAUGCAGGAUUACUGUAGUUGAAACGAUUCCGCACGGAAUGGUGUUCCCAUCGAUCAUCGAAACUCGCGAUUCCUACGAAGCCUGGUCGGAAAUGUUCGAGAGCGCUCAAGAAUCAAUCAGCAUUUUCGCGUACAAAAUGAAUUUGCGUGGAAGUGAGAUUCGAUUUGACCACGAUAACUCAACUAUUGAAGGACGAUUAUUGUACAACUCGUUGGUGAACAAGGCGAACACCGGGGUCAGCGUGAAGCUGAUUGACUGCAAUCCGCCAACUUAUCCCAAUAAUAUAAUCGAUGCCGAUGAGAUGUCCAGAUUGGGCUUAAUCCAUCGUCAUAGUCUUGAAAUGAAUAAGAUCAACGGCGGGAAUGGCGGCAUCCACCACAGCAAAUCAUUCAUAGUCGAUGGCAAACACUUGUUCGUUGGAUCCCAUAACUUUGAAUGGAAGUCAUUCUCACAGAAACUUGAGCUCGGACUCCAAUUCCAGAACUGCUCGUGCAUCGCGACGGAGGCUGACUCGUUCUUCAACAAGGUCUUCUCAAUGCUACAUGGAAACAAACUCGAGCCGACCGAAUUCAAGAAGCAUGUCAUCGGAACGACGAGCGUUCAGUUUCUCGCCUCGCCGACGCUAUUCCUCGCUUCGCCGGAUAGUUGGGAUCUCACGCAGAUUCUGAAUUUGAUCUACGAGGCUGAUGAGUUUGUCGACAUCUCCGUCAUGCAGUACUUCCCGUCGUGGAUUUAUUUCAAGAAGAAGGAGUUUUUCUCUCAAAUCGACAACGCGAUUCGCAUGAGUGUCUCGCGCGGUGUCAUCGUGCGGAUUCUUGUCUCCGGCGACACACUCGAAGAGCAAAAACUAUUGUUCGAGAGUCUGCACAGUUUGCAAGUGUUGAAUAAUCCUGGAGAAAAUCACAAUAUUUUUGUGAAGUUCAUGAUGGUGCCUCAAACGGGACGGGAUUGGUAUAAGGACCGAAAAUUGCACACCAAGUUCAUUUUGUCCGAAUCAAAGGCAAUUGUCGGAUCUUCAAACUAUGCUCCCGAAUAUUUCUACAAGUCUUCUGGAACCGCAGUCUUGAUUGAGGAAGAGCCAAACAAUGGAGUUGUCAAUGAGCAGCUUCGCCGAGUUUUUGAGAGGUACUGGAGCAGUCAUUACGCGAUGAGUUUGGAAGAUUUUGGUGUGAAACGCGGCUAUUUGGAGUCGAACGCUGGAGAAGCGACGAACGGAUUUUUCUCGUAUUUCGGAUUGGAUCAGAUCGGAUUGUUCGGCGAGAAAAAGACGAAGCGCAUUUACGAGACGAGAGGCCAACAACCACCGCCGCCGAUAAUUUUGAUUUAA
Caenorhabditis bovis is the source of this 1806-nucleotide messenger RNA. NCBI's taxonomy places the organism in Eukaryota, Metazoa, Nematoda, Chromadorea, Rhabditida, Rhabditidae. The record is from the annotation of a GenBank genome assembly.